Molecule: messenger RNA, 841 nt
Organism: Hemibagrus wyckioides
Lineage: Eukaryota; Metazoa; Chordata; Actinopteri; Siluriformes; Bagridae
Exons: 5
Coding region: 1-702 (233 amino acids)
Biological process (GO): response to bacterium
Source: RefSeq, a predicted model, not a curated record
AUGGAGACAUCAAGAGUCGCUCUCAUCACUCUCGUGUGUGUUGUGUUCUCCAGUCAGAAGAGGAUCUCUGGAGCAGAAGUGGAGAUGAGAGUCAGUCCAGGAGACGACGUCACUCUCUACUGUGACUGUGUUAGUAAAGGUGGAUUGAAUCCGGUGUGGUUUAGAAACUGCUCACAUGAGCAUCAACCUCGUUUAAUAAUAUCGUAUACAGAUUUUAUACGUUCUUCUUUUCCACGUUACUCGUUUGUGUUUAAUAAAUCCACCAACACACAGAAUCUGCAGAUUAAAAACGUCACAGAAUCAGAUCAGGGCCUGUACUACUGCGCUCUACAUGAGAUAAAUAUCACGGACAGUAAAGGUGGAUUAAUACUCCAGAGAGACGUGUAUCACCAUGGAAACAGAUCAACUCGACUCUCUGUACUCAAACCCUGUCUCUGUGAUGUGUGUGUAUCAGAGGGGAGUGUAAGCUGGAGUCUGGUGUUGAGUGUGUGUGCUGUGUGUGUUCUCCUCUCCUCACUCCUCUCCUCCAUCUGUGUGUACUGCCUCUGCACAAACACCACUAAAGGAUCUGAACAGAGAGGAGAGCUGAUCACUGAGAAUGACUUUCAGGUACAUCAGUGUGAGAAGAGUGUAAACGGGGAGUUUUGUUGUCACACUGAAGUCUUUUACACACUUCAGAAACCAGCAAUCAAAUCAGACUGAACACCCCCCCCAACACACACACACACACACACACUUUUUUCUUUGUGUUAAACCCUGCACUUGUGUUUUCUUCUGUUUGUAAUGAAGACUUUACAAAUCAAAAAUCAAUAAAGACAAAUCUGUUUUAUUUUAAAAUCAC